AUGACAGCAAUGAAAGAAGACAACGCUGCAUUGAUUACACUGAAGAAAAACAACGACCAAGAAAAACUUAGAGUGCAUAAACUGACAGAUGCAAGUUCAAACUCUGCUGAUGGGUUCGUUAUAAAUAAAGCCAAAAACGGUGGACCGCUUAAUAAAAAGUCAUUAGUUAAUAAUGAACAACACAUUAAGAAGGCUGUGUCGCCUGGUAGAGUCAGGAAGCACAAAACGACAACAUCUUCCACAAAAUCACGAACGAAAAGUAAGAAAAAAGACGCUUCUGAAAGUAAAGUACAGAGAGAGAAUAAGGGUUCAUUUUACCAAGGUGCCAUUUUCGGUUCGUUCCUUGGUGCUGCUGUAACUACUGUUUUAAGUAACCUAGCAGUUAAAGCUCUUCAAAAUUAG
Saccharomyces cerevisiae S288C is the source of this 402-nucleotide messenger RNA. It is a transcript of the gene PRM3, whose product is annotated as pheromone-regulated protein PRM3. Gene Ontology annotation, cellular component: spindle pole body; nuclear outer membrane. The record is from RefSeq and is marked reviewed. NCBI's taxonomy places the organism in Eukaryota, Fungi, Ascomycota, Saccharomycetes, Saccharomycetales, Saccharomycetaceae. The coding region runs from base 1 to 402 and encodes 133 amino acids. The transcript has a single exon.